Aspergillus ochraceoroseus IBT 24754 is the source of this 2180-nucleotide messenger RNA. RefSeq lists its product as uncharacterized. The record is from RefSeq and is a predicted model, not a curated record. Gene Ontology annotation, molecular function: DNA binding; protein binding. The coding region runs from base 104 to 1849 and encodes 581 amino acids. The transcript is spliced from 4 exons. Lineage: Eukaryota; Fungi; Ascomycota; Eurotiomycetes; Eurotiales; Aspergillaceae.
AGUGAAUUAGGUAUCACCCACCACUCACCCACCACUUCCUCAAGAAAUGCGAAUUCCAGAUAUUCCAGAUAUAGCCCCUUUUCGCAUUACCUAAUGUACCGGAAUGGUUUUGUCUCUUGACGAUCUUCCUGAAGAGAUACUCCAUACCAUUUUAUUCUUCUGUUCUCCCCACUGUUCGGCUGCUCUAGAGCGGACUGCACGACGGUUUCGAGGCGUCGCCAACGAACCGCUAUUAUGGAGGCACUAUUGCCACACUUACUUCAAAUUCUGGGCCCCCAGCCAUGAUAUGCCUGCAAAACUUUCAAGCCCUAUAUCUGCGGUAGACUGGAAGGCGCUCUACAUAUCCAGACACCUCGUCGAUUGCGCAACCAGCCAGCUUUUGGACAGUAUUCUUACAAGCCAGGCUGGAAGAAUAGAGAAGUUCCAAUCCGUUAUUAAUCUCGGAUAUGAUGCGAAAGAUACUCUGUUGCGGCACAUUUCGAUAGACUCAGCUGCGGAGGACUAUUUAGCCAGGAGUUACUAUGCUCAGGCGCUUCUGACUUGCCUCCACCGGAGUAUUGCAAUCCCGGAAUGGGCGAGACUGAGAAGUGAUGAUGCAGUACCUCUCAUUAGGGCCUUGGGCGCUUUUGACCUAUUCAUACCAGAAAGCGGAUAUGGAAAUAUUGACGAAAUCAAAAUUAGGCUGAAUGGAAUUGCUUCCCGCCUUUCCUUAAAUUAUCCCGAUAUAGGCAAGCUGAGUGUCCGUAAGAGGGCGAAAAUUAUCGCUACAUAUUUGAGAGCCAAUAACCUCACCGGGAUUGAGCCCGGACGAGAGUAUCAUUGUUUGGCACAUAAUUUCCUGGGGAUAGCAUUGAAUGACCCUGGACAUAACUCAUUACCUUUGGUAUCGGCUGCUAUAUAUUGCCAUGUCGCCCAAAGGCUUGGGCUAAAUGCCCGUCCUUGUGGGUUUCCUUUCCAUGUCCACGUUAUCAUCAUGCCGCCAGCUGGUUCCGAUGUUGACGGCAAUUUUGUAAGCGCAAAUAUCCGAGGCGAGCCCAUUUAUAUGGACCCUUUUCGCACCGAUAACGAGACACCUGUGGCAGACCUGAGAUCCCAGUUGAAUUUUCUAGGAGCGUCACCCAUGGAACAAACCACGUUUCUAGACGAAUCUUGGACCUCUGAGAUUGUUUUACGGUGUAGUAAGAAUAUUUUGAACUCAGUUCAGCGUAUCACUCAGUUCCCUCGAGCUCAGUUGAUUCCGGUGGACGUGGUUUGUGCAAAAUAUGCAGCGCUCUGGUCCUGUCUCUUGCUCUCGGAUCCCUCCCGGCCUGCAGAGCUGAGGCAUCCCCUACUUGGGCUCAUGGAAUUACUCGCUACUGAUUUUCCAUCCGAUAUUUAUCUUAUUGAGCAGUAUAUCGCCCCGAUAUUUCAUGACACGCUAGAGUUCGAGCAUAUCAGAGAGAACCUACAUAUCAUACGAAGAGUGGAUGAGAUUCCCAAACAAGUGAAACAACGCUCUCCUGAACAUAAGGGGGUGAUCUAUCGUGUCGGCCAGGUUUUCAGACAUCGCCGCUACAAUUAUACGGCUAUAAUCACAGGAUGGGAUGCUGAGUGCGGAGCGGGCGACGACUGGAUGCGGAGGAUGGGAAUUGAUCGUUUGCAAAGUGGCAGGCAUCAGAGCUUUUACCAUGUAAUUGUUGAGGAUAAAAAUGUUCGAUAUGUGGCUGAGGAGAAUAUUCAAGCGAUAUCACCGGAUAUCUCAGAAUUACCACCCACCUUGGUUGCUAUAGCAGGAAAAUAUUUUAAGCGAUGGGAUGAGGUACGUCGGGAGUUUGUAAGCAAUAUCAAGGAUGAGUAUCCUGAUGAUUAGGUGGCUACAAGGGGAGCUUUUGGUUCCGACGGUGCGGGUAAAAUAAAGCUUUUCCAUUAAACACCCAAGUCUUUAUUUUAUCAUGACAGUCAUUUUUACCGCGCGCUAAAGUAAGUGUAUACCGUAGUAAAACAUUGUAGGUUGAUAUACGGAGUAUUAUUAGGAGAAAGUGCGUCAGUUUUUUUUUAUGUUGGAUAUUCUUGUAUGCGACCACAUUAGAUUCAUUCAUUCUGAAGUACCAGCAGGCAGAAUGCUACCAGAGUCAUCUAUUGAUAUGCAGAUCCAUGUAUUUUAUAAAACCACAGGGUAUAAAGUGUGAUAUUCAACCAAU